CCGCCACGCAUGUAAACUGCUGAUGGAUGUGUUUCAAAUCGUUCACGGAGAAGAGUCCGGCCCAGCUCAUUUGAGGGUCGCCCAGGACGGCAACUUCGCCCCUGCGUUUCUGCCGUUGCAACGUCCGGUUGUGGCAGUUUCUGGGUGAGGGUUGGAGUGCUUGCACAGCUGACUUGUCGGACACCACAGUUGGCCUGAAAUGCUUGCUUAGAACAGACUGGUUUAGUGAAUUAUCCAGUCACUCUCGUCAUGGACCUGUAUGAGAUCAGAGGAGGUAGACUGGAUGUGAUUGCAGAGGAAGUCGAACACCCGGAGUUAAGCAGAGAGUCGAAUAUCAUGGAGCCCCACAGCGUGGUUUCAGACAAAGAAGAGAGGACAAACCGAGGAGUUUCCACCUUCCAGAGGUUCUCUGUUGACACCAUCGAGUCUCUUCGUUCUGAGCCCCGUGAGGACAGCUCUCCAUCUCCCACUGGAGCAGAUGACAGACAUGAUGACGAAAAUGUGUUUAAGGAGGGAGAAACUGAGAGUGAGACCGUCGCAAUCAGGGAUCGGUUGCAGGGGAAGGUUGCGGAGAUGGAGAGCUUUGCGGGUCAUCUGGAGGAAAUCUUUCUCACAGUGGAGGAGAAUUUUGGCCGUCAGGAGCAACACUUGGAGCAGCACUACAACGAAGUGUUACAGACGUUGUCUCAGCGGUACGACGAGAGGUCGACCGGAGUGGAGGAGGAGAAGAAGGGCAAGCUGGAAGCCUUGUAUAAUCAGCUGCUGGCUUGUGGUCAGGCCAUGGAUGCCUCCAAGGAGCUCAUCGAGACGGCCCAGGAGAUCUACCGCUGCCAGGACAAGAGACUUUUCCUGAAGACAGUUAUGCCCACCAUUAAAAGAAUCGAGGAGUUUGCCAAGGAGGAGAUUAACCUGACAUUGGCUACACAUCUUGAGUUUAACACAUCACUUUCUGACCUGUCAGAUGUCAAAACCAUGAUGGACUCCAUCAAUGUUGUUCCAGCUCCAUCUGCCCCAGUGAUCAACCCCCAGAUACCCAACUCUGCCACCCAGACGUCACUGCGCGUGUGCUGGAGCCUGUUCUCUGACGACACGGUGGAGUUCUAUGAGCUUUACUACAGACCAGUGCUGGAGGACAUGCCAACAGACAGCAGCUGUGCACCACACGUAUACAAGGUAAAAGUGAAGGAGACCCACUGCACGGUGACAAAUCUGCUGCCCAACGCGCAGUAUGAACUGUGGGUGACGGCUACCAACACCACCGGCAUCAGCCCAGCGAGUGAGAAGGCCUUAUACAUGACAGUGCCGUCACCUCCAGUGAUCAAGCAGAAGGAGUGCAGUAGCUGUCCAGAGGCUGCUCUGAUCCGCUGGGAGUCGGGAAACACCAACCCCGUAGACUCUUACACUGUGGAGCUCAGUGAGACGGGCACUGCUGGCACACAGAGCGGCAUUACUGAGUCCAUAGUAGCCGUGCCCACCUGUCAGUGUCUGAUCCAGCUGCAGACAGGACGCCGUUACCUCAUCUCUGUGAGAGCAGUCAACAUUGGCGGGCCCAGUGACAGGAGUGAAGUUAUUACCGUCUCCACAACAGGUACAUUCUUCUACCUCCAGGAGGACAGUGCCCAUCCCUGCUUGUCCAUCUCUGAAGAUGGCUUCACCAUAUUUUAUGGGGAUGAGGAGCUGCCAAUUGGCGCCAUGGCCUUAGAUGGCAACACCUUCACCAGAUGUGUAGCUGUCCUGGGGGAUCUGAUUCCAGUGCGAGGUAGGCACUACUGGGAAGUUGAGGUGGACGAUGAGACAGAAUUUAGGAUCGGCGUUGCAUAUGAAGACACAGAGAGGAACGCCUUCCUCGGAGCCAACAACACCUCGUGGUGUAUGAGACACGUUCUUACUCCAACCAGGCAUAAAUAUGAGUUUCUGCACAAUGGCUGGAGUCCUGACCUGAGGAUUACAGUGAACCCAGUGAGGAUAGGAGUGGCACUGGAUUACCACAGGGGAACUCUGUCCUUCUUUAAUGUGGAUCUCGAACAACACCUGCACACCUUCCACUGUCAUUUCCGAAAUUAUGUCCAGCCCUGCUUUGGAAUGGACAAUUCAGGAGCUCUCACUGUACACAAUGGCAUAGAGGCUCCCGAGUACGCGUUCAUCUGACACCAGACAUCUAGUAGUAACAUGAAAUAAAACUCAGAGCUGGUAGGAAGUGAAAUAACUUUGUUUUUAAUACUUACCAAAGUUCUGGGAGACACACUCAAUGAAGAAAACCCAAAUUCAUUUAAAAACAAAGAAACAUUUCAACAGUAUAAAAUGUGUGGCAUCUAUAGACAGUAAGGGGUUUUCAGUUGUUUUUAUUAUAGUAUUCCAUGGGAACCGGCUUACACCAUUUUCCAAGAUAAGAAAAGGUUUCACUGAAUUUUACAAUAUGUAUUUAUAGCAUUGGCAACUGCAGCACAACAAGUGUUUAAAUUAAAAUGGAUGGGGGAGGGGUUGUUUAUGAUUGACAAAAGAUGCUCUGAAAAAUGAAUAAAAGUGUUUUAAGAAACAAAA
Scatophagus argus is the source of this 2541-nucleotide messenger RNA. RefSeq names its product fibronectin type III and SPRY domain-containing protein 2. Lineage: Eukaryota; Metazoa; Chordata; Actinopteri; Scatophagidae. The transcript has 14 exons. The record is from RefSeq and is a predicted model, not a curated record. Gene Ontology annotation, molecular function: protein binding. The coding region runs from base 250 to 2148 and encodes 632 amino acids.